AUGGAGCCUCCGACGCAAAUGCCUUCUGCUGCCGCCGUGUCCGCGCCUGCAGCCGAAGGAGUCGCAGCUGCAGGGGGGGAAGGAGCAGCACGAGGCGCGAGCGCGCGCGUAACAAUCCAUACAACCGUCAAUCCCGCUUCGUCCCUGGAUCCUGGGGUUGACGAUGACCCGUUGCUUGACGAGGCGGAGCGGGGCGCGCUAGGGCAGCUGGCGGCGCUGCUGGGGGAGGGGGACGCGGGGACGGUGCGCCAGAUGCUGCUAAGGGGCAACGGGGCCUUCCGCCGGGGCAACUACGAGGAGGCCAUAGAAGCGUAUUCACGCGCACUGCAGCGAUUCAGCCAGCUCGCCUCGUCACAGGCACACUCAGCCACUGUCACUCCCACUACUGCCACACCCACUAGUGUCACACCCGCCGCUGUCACGCCAAACCCGGGCAGCACCAGCACCAGCGGCAGCGGCAGCGGUGGCAGCAGCAACAGCAGCAGCCCGUUUGUGAGCGCCAGCAGCAGCCCAGAGGAGGGGUUCCGACUCCCACCCACCCUCCUCUCUGCUCUGCAAUCUUCCCCCACCCCUACCCCCACCAACACAACCGCUGCCACCACCACCACCGCUGCCACCACUGCCACCCCCACGGCCCCUGUAGCCCCCCGUCUGCCCCCUGACGCUACCUCCGUGCUGCUCAGUAACCGCUCCGCCGCUCUCUGCUGUCUGAGCAAGCGCCUUCGCAGCAUCCCAGCAGCACAGUCGGAGCGCAGGGCCCUCUUCGGCCUCGACCCACUCUCCCUCGCACAGCUUGCUCUUAAGGAUGCGGAGAAGCUAGUCAAGCAGAGUGAGGACUGGCCCAAGGCGCACCUCAGAAAAGCAGCGGCUCUUGUUCUUCUGGAGCGAUACAGCGACGCUCGAGAGGCGUUUCUCAACGGCCUUCACAUCGACCCCACCAAUCACCACGCCCUGUGGGCACACCUUCUGUCGCUCCUGCCUCGUGCGUGUGUUGGAUCAUGUGUGACUCUCCAGGCCUUCUUGGAGCUGCAGUUCUCACACGAGUACGAGGAGAAGGCUUUUGAGUCGACUCAAAAGUCACAGGAGUACGAGGAGAAGCAAUUGAGUUUCGCCAUCCUUGAGCGGCUGUUCCCAGAGGAGUACGAGGAGAGGCGGCAGGAGGGGGAGGGGGAGAAGGUGGUAGGGCGAGAGAUCCUGCCUCUAUUCGUCAUGGACUCUGUGCUGCCAGGACAGAAGAUGGCUCUUAACAUCUUUGAGCCCAGAUACCGCCUCAUGAUCCGCAGAAUCAUGGAGGGAGAUCACCGCAUGGGCAUGGUGGGUGUGGAUCGCCGCACUGGUACCAUGCAGGACAUGGCAUGUGAAGUCAAGAUCUCAGAAUGUGACCCUUUACCCGACGGCCGUUUCUACAUAGAGGUGGAGGGAGUGCGUCGGUUCAAGAUCACCAGCAGCUGGGAGCAAGAUGGGUACCGAGUGGCUCAAGUGGAGUGGGUGCAAGACGUCCUUCCAGAGGCAGGCUCAGACGCAGCAAACCAGCUAUCAUCGCUAGCAGAGGAGGUGGCAGGGGUGGCAAGAGAGUGGGUGGCUCGAGUUCUCUCCACUGCUCGUGCAAAUCGGCGCAGCAGGCUGAUAGAGCAUGUGAGGAAUGCUGGAGACAUCCCUCCUGCCAGCCAGCCCGAGCGCCUCAGCUUCUGGCUAGCAAACCUGCUUCCCAUCGGCCCGGAGGAGAAGGUGUCAUUCCUGCGAAUGACCGACCCAGGCCAGCGCCUCACCCAGGAGCUUGCUCUGCUGCGCGCCCAUCCCCUCUCAUCGUGCCACCUGCAGUGA
Closterium sp. Yama58-4 is the source of this 1824-nucleotide messenger RNA. The record is from the annotation of a GenBank genome assembly. Lineage: Eukaryota; Viridiplantae; Streptophyta; Zygnematophyceae; Desmidiales; Closteriaceae.